GUUCUCUCGCUAUUAUAAAACAAAACGAUCGUAACAUUCACUAAUCACUAGAAGUUACCGUUUCAUCAAACGAUUACAACUCACUAAAUAAGUUUGAUUAGUUAUGUCUGCUGCCGGAGAAGUUGAUGCUCCCGCCGUUGAACAACCGGUGGAGGAGGUGAAAGCGGCGGAGGAACCUAAACCUGUGAAGGAAAAGAAACCAAAAGCUUCAAAAGAGAAGAAGAAACCUAAACAGGCCAAAACAGCUUCACAUCCUCCAUAUUUUCAGAUGAUUAAGGAGGCUUUGUUGGCUCUGAACGAGAAAGGCGGUUCAAGCCCUUACGCUAUAGCAAAAUACAUGGAGGAGAAGCAUAAAUCAGCGCUACCAGCGAAUUUCAAGAAGAUGCUGAGUUUGCAGCUUAAGAAUCAAGCCGCGAAAGGGAAGCUGGUGAAGAUCAAGGCUUCGUAUAAACUAUCUGAAGCCGCGAAGCCGAAGAAGGAAGUUACGGCUAAGGUUACGAAGGCUAACGCGGCGGAGAAGAAGCAAGAAGGGUCGAAGAGAAAAAGAAACGUAGUUGCGACGAAGAGUGGUAAGAAAAAAGAGGCGGUUAAGAAGGUUGUGAAGAAGAAGAGUAAGAAGGUUACUGGGCCUGCGAAGCCCAAACAGCCCAAGUCCAUUAAGUCUCCUUCUAAGAGGGCUAGAAGAGCUACUGCCUGAAGUUUGAUUAUGAUAAUUAAUAACUGAAACUAUGUAAUAUAUAACUAUAUGUAAAUAUGAAAACAAACUAGUAUGCUCUUUCUUUUUCUCUAGUCUUUUUCUAGACUGUAGUUCUCGCAGCUGAGCUCGCUGUAUAUUGCAUAAUGUAAUAUUGUUUAGAAACCUGCUUUUGCAUUUUGUGUUGCU
Messenger RNA from Cicer arietinum (chickpea), 883 nucleotides. RefSeq names its product histone H1. The record is from RefSeq and is a predicted model, not a curated record. NCBI's taxonomy places the organism in Eukaryota, Viridiplantae, Streptophyta, Magnoliopsida, Fabales, Fabaceae. Gene Ontology annotation, molecular function: double-stranded DNA binding; structural constituent of chromatin; nucleosomal DNA binding. Gene Ontology annotation, biological process: nucleosome assembly; negative regulation of DNA recombination; chromosome condensation. Gene Ontology annotation, cellular component: nucleus; nucleosome.